Molecule: messenger RNA, 1972 nt
Organism: Jatropha curcas
Lineage: Eukaryota; Viridiplantae; Streptophyta; Magnoliopsida; Malpighiales; Euphorbiaceae
Source: RefSeq, a predicted model, not a curated record
UAACAUUUUCUAGCCGGAAAUUGAAAAUAACGGCACUGCUAACCGAAGUACGGAACCCGCCAUUUGUCCACUUUCACUUAAUUCCCUUCUUCAGCUCACCAUUACAUUUGCAGAGACCUUCACACUAAUCUGAUAUUGGCACUGACAGUCCCAUAAAUUCCCACCUAAUUCGCCGUUGUUUCAGUGCAAUCCCUAAAUGCUCCAUUUCUUUAAAAUCCUGAAGACUAUCUCACUUUGAUACUCCCAAAGCAAACAUGGCCGCUUACAAUCUUGCUUUAGUAAUCAAAAACAACUUGAAUGAAACCGAAUUUCUCCUUGUCAAACAAACCCCUCCUCCUAAAUUCGGCCAUGAAGAAUAUGACUCAUUCGUUGAUUCUGAUCUCUGGGACUUGCCAUCAACCAAAUUGAACCUUCUAGAGGAAGAACUGGUGCCUGGAAUUGUAAUUGAAGGUGUCGAAUCUCUUUUGGAGAAGAUCAAUUUGAAAAAAUACGACACUGAUUCGGCUAUUAGUAGGGUAUUAGAGCAAGUGGGGAUUAAGGCAGUUGAUGGAGUAGACUGGAGACUUUUCAAGUUUGUAGAGGAAGCUGAGUUUGGACCAGGAUUGCCUGUUCAUACGAUUUAUGUUACGGGAAAGUUGGCAAUUGGGAAUGAAAGUUUACCAGAAAUAUGUAAGUGGAUGUCUGUCCAGAGCUGUCUAAAUGGGCUUCUGGAUGUGAAGCCAAGUAGCGAUCGUGUGGGACCUUCGGUGGUGCUUGGUGUUAUAAAUGACUCGACACAAUCUCCACAGCCAAAACUUCUUACCAUCUUGAAGCACCAGGAAUACCCUCCUGGUGUUAUCCUCGUGCCUAUGGGAAGUAGGACAGCAAAACCAUUCCAUACGACAAACUUGGUUGUAUUUGCACCUCAAAAUGUCUCAAAUGAAAGUGGAGAUUAUAGUCCUGUAGCUUGUGGCAAUGCAUUGAUAGUGGACCCAGGAUGUCUUGCUGAUUUUCAUGGAGAGCUCUUGAAAAUUGUCACUGCUCUGCCCAGAAAGUUGGUCAUCUUUAUUACCCAUCACCAUCAUGAUCAUGUUGAUGGUCUUUCUAUCAUUCAAAAAUGCAAUCCUGAUGCUACUUUAUUAGCACAUGAAAAUACCAUGUGGCGCAUUGGGAAAGAUGAUUGGUCUCUUGGCUAUACAUCAGUUUCUGGCGGGGAAGACAUUUGCAUUGGUGGUCAAAGGCUGAAAGUCAUUUUUGCUCCAGGGCAUACAGAUGGCCAUGUGGGACUGCUGCAUGUCAGUACUCACUCAUUGAUUGUGGGGGAUCAUUGCGUGGGUUAAGGAAGUGUUGUCCUGGAUGUUACUUCUGGUGGGAAUAUGGCUGAUUACUUCCAGUCAACAUACAAAUUUAUUGAGGUUGCACCGCAUGUUUUGAUCCCAAUGCAUGGGAGAGUCAAUCUGUGGCCCAAGAACAUGCUUUGUGCAUAUCUCAAGAACCGCAGAAGUAGAGAAGCAGCUAUCCUGAAAGCUAUAGAAAAUGGAGCAAAGACCUUAAUUGACAUAGUUGCCAGUGUUUAUUUUGAGGUUGAUCGCAGGGCUUGGAUUGCUGCUGCAUCAAAUGUGCGGCUUCAUAUGGAUCAUUUGGUGCAGCAAAAUAAGUUACCAAAGGACUUUUCAGUUCAGAAAUUCCAAAGAACUUGUGGUCUGCAUUUUUUGGCCAGAUGGGCGUGGGCAUACCUAACUAGCAGGUUUCUGUCAAGGUUUAAGAAGUUAAGCACACUUAAAUUACUUAUUGCUGGAUCAGUGGCUAGCUUUGCUGUGCUGUACUCGGUUAAAUACAAAACCUAAUUAGGAUUGAGACAGGUAGAGGCCAAUUGGUCAGGUUUAUUGCAAUCCUAAAUGCAAUAUAACAUUCAUGUAAGCAUUCUACAAUAGUAAAUGGUUGUCAAUAUUUUCUUUACAGAAUAUAAAUAAGGACUUUGGUCAUUCACGAA